Molecule: messenger RNA, 1056 nt
Organism: Nestor notabilis (Kea)
Lineage: Eukaryota; Metazoa; Chordata; Aves; Psittaciformes; Psittacidae
Gene: NOSTRIN
Product: nitric oxide synthase trafficking
Exons: 9
Coding region: 58-1056 (332 amino acids)
Biological process (GO): synaptic vesicle uncoating
Cellular component (GO): presynapse; cytoplasm; glutamatergic synapse
Molecular function (GO): protein binding
Source: RefSeq, a predicted model, not a curated record
GUCAGUGAGAAGGUUGGAGGGGCUGAAGGGACCAAGCUCGACGAUGACUUCAAGGAAAUGGAAAAGAAAGUGGACCUGACCAGCAAGGCAGUUACAGAAGUAUUGACCAGAACAAUAGAGUACCUCCAGCCAAACCCAGCUUCCAGGGCCAAGCUGACCAUGCUGAACACCAUGUCCAAGAUCCGUGGGCAGGUGAAGAACCCCGGCUACCCGCAGUCGGAGGGGCUGCUGGGGGAGAGCAUGAUCCGCUACGGGAAGGAGCUGGGCGACGACUCCAACUUCGGCGAUGCGCUGCUGGAUGCUGGCGAAUCCAUGAAGCGGUUGGCUGAGGUGAAGGACUCACUGGAUAUUGAAGUCAAACAGAAUUUUAUUGAUCCCCUCCAGAACCUGUGUGACAAAGACCUGAAAGAGAUCCAGCACCAUCUCAAGAAGCUGGAAGGCAGACGCUUGGACUUUGACUACAAGAAGAAGCGCCAGGGCAAGAUCCCCGAUGAGGAGCUUCGACAGGCCAUGGAGAAGUUUGAAGAGUCCAAGGAAGUAGCAGAGACCAGUAUGCACAACCUCCUAGAAACUGAUAUUGAGCAGGUGAGCCAGCUCUCAGCCCUGGUGGACGCUCAGCUGGACUAUCACCGACAGGCAGUGCAGAUCCUGGACGAGCUCGCCGAGAAGCUCAAGCGCAGGAUGAGGGAGGCCUCGUCGCGUCCCAAGCGGGAAUACAAGCCCAAACCCAGGGAGACAUAUGACUUUGGAGACACCGACCAAUCUAAUGGGGGCUUCUCUUGCAAUCCUACCCCCAAAGUCUCAGCUUCCUCCUCUUUCCGAUCCAACAAGCCGUCCCGGGCCUCCGUCAGGAGUAUCCCCCCCCUGGACCAGCCCUGCUGUAAGGCUCUGUACGACUUCGAGCCCGAGAACGACGGCGAGCUGGGCUUCAAGGAAGGAGACAUCAUCACCCUGACCAACCAGAUCGACGAGAACUGGUACGAGGGCAUGAUCAACGGCCAGUCCGGCUUCUUCCCCCUCAACUACGUGGAGGUGCUGGUGCCACUACCUCAGUGA